Lactuca sativa (garden lettuce) is the source of this 1248-nucleotide messenger RNA. RefSeq lists its product as uncharacterized. Lineage: Eukaryota; Viridiplantae; Streptophyta; Magnoliopsida; Asterales; Asteraceae. Gene Ontology annotation, molecular function: nucleic acid binding; zinc ion binding. The record is from RefSeq and is a predicted model, not a curated record.
AUGAAGGGUCCCUACCCUGGUAUGAUUCUAACUGCAGUGGGAUUAGAUGGAAACAACUGCACUUACCUAGUGGCUUAUGGUCUUGUAGAGUCUGAGAACUACAGUUCAUGGACAUGGUUUCUAAAAAAUCUUGGUGAUGAUUUGGAUUUGACUACCAAUUCAAACUUUACAUUUAUAACUGAUAGGCAAAAGGGUGUGUUGCCUGAAAUUGCAAAAUUGUUUCCCUGUGCAGAAAAUAGAUUUUGCCUUCGUCAUAUCCAUGAGAAUAUGAAGCGGAAGUGGAGGGGCAAGGAGUUUAAAGAUUGUCUCUGGAAAUGUGCAGCAACAACAACUGUUCAGCAAUUCAAUAUUGCAAUGGAGGAACUGAAGAAAUUGAACAAUGAUGCAUAUGAAUGGCUUAAAGCCAUUCCACCCCAACAUUGGUCCAGGUCUCACUUCACAGGAAGAGCACAUUGUGAUGCAUUGUUAAACAACCUUUGUGAGACAUUGAAUAGCAAACUUGUCAAGGGUCGUGACAAACCAAUUAUAAGUUGCUUGGAGUUUAUUAGAGAGUACAUAAUGAAGAAGCUUGUUAUUGUCCAAAAGACAAUUGACAAAUGUUCUGGCCCACUAACUCCUACAGCUACCAAGACUCUAGAGAAGAUCAAAGGUGAAGCUGCAGAGUAUAGGGUUGUGUUUUGUGGAAAUGGGAAGUAUCAGGUCAUAGGUGGUGAAGGUGUGGACCAAUGUGUAGUUGACAUAACACAACGUACAUGCUCAUGUAACAAAUGGGAGGUCACUGGCAUACCAUGCAAGCACACAAUUACAGCUAUAUGGGAUAUGAGGAAAAAUAAUGAGAAUGUUGGGAUACCUGAAACAUGGGUUCACCCAACAUACUGGUUGAAGACAUGGCAAGAGAUGUAUUCCUUUAAGAUUGAACCAAUUAAUGGGAGGAUGAUGUGGGCAAAAAGUACUUGUCCAACAAAGUUACUACCCCCAAAACAUCAUGUGCCUAUUGGUAGGCCAAAAAAGAAAAGAAGAAGAUCUGCUACUGAAGAUGAUAGUGCUACCGGGACCAGAACAGUUAGAUGUUCAAAGUGUGGAAAUGUUGGUCAUAAUGGAAGGAGCUGCAAUGGGCAGACAGUGGGAGGAUCACAGGCCAGUGGUAGUGAUGUGGGACAGAAUGUUGGUGAUAGUGAUGUGGGACAGAAUGCUUGUGUGGGACAGAACUCAGGUGCUGUGAACAAGGGGAAAAGUCUGAUGGUUUAG